Messenger RNA from Juglans microcarpa x Juglans regia, 593 nucleotides. Its product is annotated as 40S ribosomal protein S28. The transcript is spliced from 2 exons. Gene Ontology annotation, molecular function: structural constituent of ribosome. Gene Ontology annotation, biological process: maturation of SSU-rRNA; translation; ribosomal small subunit assembly. The record is from RefSeq and is a predicted model, not a curated record. The coding region runs from base 156 to 353 and encodes 65 amino acids. Gene Ontology annotation, cellular component: ribosome; cytosolic small ribosomal subunit. Lineage: Eukaryota; Viridiplantae; Streptophyta; Magnoliopsida; Fagales; Juglandaceae.
UCAACUCUUGGGGGUAAAUCUGCCAUUUAGUUUUCCCGGCUUCCUAUAUAUCCCAUGGCUAGGGUUUUAUCACGGCUUCCAUCCCCUUUGCGAGACUAGAACAAAGAGCGCGGCCGCUACGAAUCCUCUCAGCUUCAGCUCUCGCUCGGUUCAGGAUGGAAUCUCAAGUGAAGCAUGCUGUGGUGGUGAAAGUUAUGGGUCGAACUGGAUCCAGGGGUCAAGUGACUCAGGUGAGAGUCAAGUUUCUGGAUGAUCAGAACCGGUUCAUUAUGAGGAAUGUCAAGGGACCAGUGAGGGAAGGUGACAUCCUUACCUUACUCGAGUCUGAAAGAGAAGCAAGAAGAUUGCGAUGAUGGGCACAUUGGUUCACCACCUUGAAUGUUUACCGCUUUCUUCUAGUAGUUAGUAAAUGGUACUUAUUUGCAUCGGUGUGGUUGAAUUUUGAGGUGGAUGUUGAAAUUUUCUCAAUUGGAAACACUUGGUUUGAUUUUGCACUUGGAAUCUAGUACUCUUUGAACUUUAACUUGGGUAUAACUUUAAUAUUUGUUGUUGAACUCCAUUGAAAUUUAAAGUAUCUCACGUGUUCCUCGUCU